AUGACCUCCGAUAAACAAAACAACGGCCAUCUCGCCAAACCAUUCACGCCAACCCUCAGCGCGGCCUUUCACCGGACCAGCAAGUCGCCUCUAACGCCGAAGCUCGCCAGUCCAAGUCCAGGACCGCCUGUUGCCCGCCGCCUCGCCCAUCCGGACCAGUCGUAUUCAACCCCUUCCAAGGACGAGAUCCCCGCGAUUCCUCCAACCUUCCUUAGUGCCAACGUUACGCCUCGAUCAGGCUCUCGCAACACGCGCCGGGAUGGAUUACUAUGCUCGCCCUCGAAUACUCCCCCAGUCCCUUCGCCGCAGACUCCCUAUUCUCAGCCCACCACCGGCCCUGGCGGCCCUGGGUACAAUGGGGGCCGUCGAACGGAACGCAGCCCAGCUCGCGGCGUCAAGCCAGAACAGCCGAGAAGCUUGAGAGCCAAAAUCCUGACAGCAGAAGGGCCGCAGCUUUCGCGUCCAAACUCAUUUUCUGACGUGCCUUCCUCGUCUCCUAUGUUCUUCCAUGCCUCCGAUGCCCACUCCUCCCACUCCUCCGAGACGGAUACCUCUCGUCCCAAGCCCCAGGCGAAGAUGUCCCCUGCUUCGAGCUUUAUCUAUGCCGACGGGAACCAAGAACAGCAAUCACCGGCGGAGGAUUCCAUUGCUACAACUGCUGCUAAUCGCCGGUCCGGUGGUCUCCCGGGGGGCCUUCCCCGUCCCGUGGCCGCCAGCAGACCAGUGCCUUCGUCCUCGCCUCGCUUAAAAUCCCCCAAACUUUCGGAUGCUGCUUCCCCCCACCGGUCGACACACGGCUGCAAUCCAGCCCCAACCCUGAUCCCGGAUUGGAUCGGUUCCCGCAGCGCUAUGGCUCGCCUCCAAGCACACUCCCUCACAAACCACACCCCUCGAUUACACAACACGCCAGAUCAUCCAGUAUGGACUCGACACACCACGGUACUCCGCUACGGGACAGUCUCCAUGCGAGCCCUAUCAUUCACCUUCUACGGCGAGGGCAGUAUGCCGGUGAUGUCAGACCAAAUCCCCACUCUUCGCCCCCGGAUCUUCAGCAAUGGAUCUUCCGUUUCUGUUUCGACCGAUGCCCCGUCAUCUGUGCCUCUUAGUCCUGGAAAAUCAGAAGGCCCCGGUGGUGACGCGGCGGCCAAUGCUCGAACCGAGCGCAAAAUUCUAGAUCUGGAGAUCAGUAAUUCGUCUCUGCUUGCUAUCAAUCGCACACUGGAGCGAGAAAUGCGGAAACAGAAUGCUGAGCUGCGUCGAUAUCGACGCCUAAGCCGCUCGGGUCGUCUGUCCGUGGCCCCCUCCACCCGGUCUUUCUCGGGCACAGCACUGUCGGUCACCAGCGAAUUAGACGAGGGUACCAGCGAGCUCUCAUCCACUCGCUCGCAGGAUGACUUAACCGAGUUCAGCGACGAGGAAUCUGUCGCAGACGAGAGUAUCAUGAGCCCAGACUCGCUGGCCGAGCACGACGCGAAGCACCGAGUUCACGAUGAGAAGCGGUUCAUGCUUGACCUUGUGCGGCACCAGGAGCUCCUGGUGGACAGUCAGAAAAUGAACCAGAGCCUAAAGCGCUGUCUGGGAUGGACAGAAGAGCUGAUCAAAGAAGGGCAAAAGGCACUAGAGUAUAAUGUCCAUGUCCACGAUAUCGAGCUUGGUGGGCGCGUGCUGGCACCGGAAGAACUGGGUGAAAUCGACGAGAGCACACAAGGAUUGCUCAGUCCGUCCACCGAAUGUCCUCCGACGUUUCCCUCGAGUGAGCCGGCAUCUGAUGCCAUGGAACAGGCUGCAUAG
This is a messenger RNA of Penicillium alfredii, 1791 nucleotides long. RefSeq lists its product as uncharacterized. The record is from RefSeq and is a predicted model, not a curated record. The coding region runs from base 1 to 1791 and encodes 596 amino acids. The transcript has 2 exons. Lineage: Eukaryota; Fungi; Ascomycota; Eurotiomycetes; Eurotiales; Aspergillaceae.